AAACCGGUACCUCCGAACUCUAGACGGGUGCUCUACCAGAAACCGGUACCUCCGAAUUCUAGACGGGAGCUCUACCAGAAACCGGUAUCUCCGAACUCUAGACGGGCGCUCUACCAGAAACCGAUACCUCCGAACUCUAGACGGGCUCUCUACCAGAAACCGGUACCUCUGAACUCUAGACUGGUGCUCUACCAGAAACCGGUACCUCCGAACUCUAGACAGGCGCUCUACCAGAAGCCGGUACCUCCGAACUCUAGACGGGCGCUCUACCAGAAGCCGGUACCUCUGAACUCGAGACAGGCGCUCUACCAGAAACUGGAUCCUCCGAACUCUAGACGGGCGCUCUACCAGAAACCGGGACCUACGAACUCUAGACGGGUGCUCUACCAGAAACCGGUACUUCCGAAUUCUAGACGGGAGCUCUACCAGAAACCGGUAUCUCCGAACUCUAGACGGGCGCUCUACCAGAAACCGAUACUUCCGAACUCUAGACGGGCGCUCUACCAGAAACCGAUACUUCCGAACUCUAGACGGGCGCUCUACCAGAAACCGAUACCUCCGAACUCUAGACGGGCGCUCUACCAGAAGCCGGUACCUCUGAACUCGAGACAGGCGCUCUACCAGAAACUGGAUCCUCCGAACUCUAGACGGGCGCUCUACCAGAAACCGGUACCUACGAACUCUAGACAGGCGCUCUACCAGAAACCAGUACCUCCGAACUCUAGACGGGCGCUCUACCAGAAGCCGGUACCUCUGAACUCGAGACAGGCGCUCUACCAGAAACUGGAUCCUCCGAACUCUAGACGGGCGCUCUACCAGAAACCGGGACCUACGAACUCUAGACGGGUGCUCUACCAGAAACCGGUACUUCCGAAUUCUAGACGGGCGCUCUACCAGAAACCGGUAUCUCCGAACUCUAGACGGGCGCUCUACCAGAAACCGAUACCUCCGAACUCUAGACGGGCGCUCUACCAGAAACCGGUACCUACGAACUCUAGACGGGUGCUCUACCAGAAACCGGUACUUCCGAAUUCUAGACGGGAGCUCUACCAGAAACCGGUAUCUCCGAACUCUAGACGGGCGCUCUACCAGAAACCGGUACCUCUGAACUCUAGACAGGCGCUCUACCAGAAACUGGAUCCUCCGAACUCUAGACGGGCGCUCUACCAGAAAACGGUACCUCCGAACUCUAGACGGGCGCACUACCAGAAACCGGUACCUCCGAACUCUAGACGGGCGGUCUACCAGGAACAGGUACCUCCGAACUCUAGACGGGCGCUCUACCAGAAGCCGGUACCUCUGAACUCGAGACAGGCGCUCUACCAGAAACUGGAUCCUCCGAACUCUAGACGGGCGCUCUACCAGAAACCGGUACCUCCGAACUCUAGACGGGCGCUCUACCAGAAACCAAAGGGCCAAGUGAGCUUAUGCCAUGGUGUGGCGUCCAGCGUCAAGAAUGCACUUUAA
Molecule: messenger RNA, 1467 nt
Organism: Mizuhopecten yessoensis (Yesso scallop)
Lineage: Eukaryota; Metazoa; Mollusca; Bivalvia; Pectinida; Pectinidae
Product: breast cancer anti-estrogen resistance protein 1-like
Exons: 1
Source: RefSeq, a predicted model, not a curated record